This is a messenger RNA of Pecten maximus, 1807 nucleotides long. RefSeq names its product splicing factor U2AF 50 kDa subunit-like. The transcript has 11 exons. NCBI's taxonomy places the organism in Eukaryota, Metazoa, Mollusca, Bivalvia, Pectinida, Pectinidae. Gene Ontology annotation, biological process: mRNA processing. Bases 81 to 1427 code for a protein of 448 amino acids. Gene Ontology annotation, molecular function: poly-pyrimidine tract binding; pre-mRNA 3'-splice site binding. Gene Ontology annotation, cellular component: U2AF complex; commitment complex; U2-type prespliceosome. The record is from RefSeq and is a predicted model, not a curated record.
GCAGCAAUCCUAGCGGCAAGGGGAGAUAAUAAUUAUUAGUGCAAGACGCCAUUUUGAGCCGGUGCGUGUAUUCUGAAAAGAUGGGCGACGAAUUCGACGAUUUCGAGCGUCAGCUUGCUGAAAACAAAAAUGAAUUUGAAAAGGAAAAGACAACUACAACCAAUAGGAGACGCUCACGAUCGGGUUCAAGGCCAAGGGCUAGCUCAAACAAAAAACCCAGUGACAGAAAAAGAUCCAGAUCCCGUGAGAGAAAGAAGCGAUCUCGCAGUCGCUCACCGAAGGAAAGGCCCAUACGUCGGAGAAAGAAACCUUACAAGUAUUGGGAUGUUCCCCCUGCGGGAUUUGAACACAUGACCCCAAUGCAGUACAAAAGCAUGCAAGGUAGUAGUAACGGACAGAUUCCCCAGACGAUCACCGUCCCAAAUGUAGCACUCACUAAUACCACAGUACCCUUUGCUGGAAGUGCAAUCAGCCGUCAAGCCCGGCGUCUGUAUGUUGGCAAUAUACCAUUCGGUGUGACAGAGGAAGCCAUGAUGGACUUCUUUAAUCACCAGAUGAAGAUGACAGGACUUGCACAGGCAGAUGGCAGUCCAGUCAUUGCAGUCCAAAUUAAUCUAGACAAGAAUUUUGCGUUUUUGGAGUUCCGUUCAGUAGACGAGACAACACAAGCUAUGGCGUUUGAUGGAAUAAAUUUCCAAGGCCAAUCAUUAAAGAUAAGGAGACCCCGGGAUUAUCAGCCCCUACCUGGCAUGGCAGAAACGCCCACAGUAAAUGUUCCAGGAGUGGUGUCAACGGUCGUGCAGGACUCCCCUCACAAGAUCUUCAUUGGUGGCCUACCAAAUUACCUUAAUGAAGACCAGGUCAAAGAACUACUCACAUCAUUUGGACCUCUCAAAGCUUUCAACUUGGUGAAGGAUAGUGCUACCGGAUUGUCCAAGGGCUACGCAUUCUGUGAAUAUGUGGAUGUCACCAUCACAGACCAGGCAUGUGCAGGGUUGAAUGGUAUGCAACUUGGAGACAAGAAACUUAUUGUCCAGCGAGCUAGUGUUGGUGCCAAGAAUGCUCAAGCUCCAGUACAGUUACAGAUCCCUGGCCUGAAUAUGACCCAGGGAUCGGGGCCAGCUACGGAGGUUUUGUGUCUCAUGAACAUGGUCGCACCAGAGGAGUUGGAAGACGAAGAGGAGUAUGAAGAUAUCUUGGAAGAUGUAAAGGAGGAGUGUGGAAAGUAUGGCAUUGUGAGAAGUAUAGAAAUCCCCAGGCCUAUCAAGGGCGUGGAAGUUCCAGGCUGUGGAAAGAUAUUUGUGGAGUUCAAUUCUAUCAUCGACUGCCAGAAAGCGCAACAAGCUCUUACAGGGAGGAAGUUCUCUAAUCGUGUGGUGGUCACUUCGUACUUUGACCCAGACCAAUAUCACCGAAGGGAAUUCUGAAUUUCAUCCAUUUAACAUUCAAUAAUUAGUUACAUGAACUCUAAAAUGUCUGCCCAUUUGUUUGAAGACGACUGAGGCAGUUAUUGAUUACUUCACACGAAAUGUGUCGGACCUGUUAAUAUUGCAAUUGUGUCAUAUGUGGCAUACUAGGUAUAGAUUUAAUAUUGCAUCACAUUACACAUUAUCAAUUCCAUCUUUGUCAUACUUAUGUCCAAUUUUUUCACUACAAAAUACCAAUGCCGAUUUUCAGUUUUGAAAGGGCAAAGCUAUCCUGUAUUGAAAUUAAAAGAAAUUUUUGGUGAAUAUUAUUAAUGAUGAUACAAAGAAGUUUUUCUAUUUUGUUUCUUAAAAUCAUCAUGAAUAAAAUAUCAAUUUGAAAC